CAGAAUCAUCGCUCCGGCAGUAUCAGCAGCACGCACCAUGGCAACCGGCAAGGCAGAUAUGUCCGAGCUUACCGGCUCGAAGCUGUUUGAUGUCUCGCAUGUCACGGCUGUCGUGACUGGCGGAGGCACAGGCAUUGGCUUGAUGAUCACGCAGGCGCUGGUCGCCAAUGGCGCGAAGGUGUACAUCACGGGACGGCGGGAGGAAACGUUGAAGAAGACGGUGGAGUUGUACAACAAGGGGCCUGGCCAGAUCAUUCCCCUCCCUGGUGAUGUCAGCGACAAAGCCGACAUCCAGCGCCUCGCCUCCGAAAUGACGAAGAAAGAGCCGUCAGGUAUCCACCUCCUCGUCAACAACGCCGGCAUCGCCCGCGACGACGCCACGAAGUUCAGCACGAAUGGAGAGCCAGACCUUACGUCUGCUGAGGCCAUCAGCGCGCACUUCAUGAAGUCCCCGCAGGAAUCCUGGGCCGAGACGUUCAACACCAACGUCACGGGCGUGUUUUUCACUAGCAUGGCGUUUGCGCCGCUGCUCGCACGCGCGAAGGAGAGCACCCCCGGCUAUGCGCCUAGCAUUGUUACUGUGUCGAGUAUCUCGGGCCAGAUGAAGGGGAGCUCGAUGGGCCAGUUUGCUUAUGCGUCUAGCAAAGCCGCGGCCACGCAUGUGAGUCGCAUGCUGGCGUCGACGUUGGUGAAAACGGGGAUUAGGGUUAAUAUCAUUGCGCCUGGUAUCUUCCCCAGUGAGAUGACAGCCGGCUCCUCGGGCGAGGACAACAAGUCCGAGCUCAAGCCCACAGCGGGCAAUGCGGCGGGCCGCCCUGGCCACGACACGGAUAUGGCGGCCACGAUCUUGCUGCUUGCGGGCAAGGGCGGGCUGUUCUAUAACGAGCAGAUCUUGUAUCCGGAUGGUGGAAGCACGCUGAUUAACCCGGCUGCGAACUGA
Messenger RNA from Aplosporella prunicola CBS 121167, 940 nucleotides. RefSeq lists its product as uncharacterized. Lineage: Eukaryota; Fungi; Ascomycota; Dothideomycetes; Botryosphaeriales; Aplosporellaceae. The transcript is spliced from 4 exons. The coding region runs from base 38 to 940 and encodes 300 amino acids. The record is from RefSeq and is a predicted model, not a curated record. Gene Ontology annotation, molecular function: oxidoreductase activity.